Camelina sativa (false flax) is the source of this 5214-nucleotide messenger RNA. The record is from RefSeq and is a predicted model, not a curated record. NCBI's taxonomy places the organism in Eukaryota, Viridiplantae, Streptophyta, Magnoliopsida, Brassicales, Brassicaceae.
AUGUGUGAUGUUAGUGAUUUUGCAGUGGGAGCAGUGCUGGGACAAAGAAGAGACAAGAAGCUGCAUGCAAUCUACUAUGCAAGCAGAACACUUGAUGCACAAAGAAAUUAUGCAACAACAGAGAAAGAGUUGUUGGCAGUUGUGUUUGUUUUUGAAAAAUUCCGGUCUUAUCUAUUUGGUUCAAAAGUCAUUGUUCAUACUGAUCAUGCUGCUUUAAAGUAUUUGAUGCAGAAGAAAGAUGCAAAGCCUAGACUUUUGAGAUGGAUUCUUCUUCUUCAAGAAAUUGACAUUGAAGUGAAGGAUAAGAAGGGAAUUGAGAAUGGUGUUGCUGAUCACUUGUCCAGGAUUAGAAUUGAUGAUGAUGUCCCAAUACAUGAUUGUUUACUUGAAGAACACGUCUAUUUUGUGGAUAUAGGGUUUCAGACUGAUGAAACAAAGAGUCUGUUCUCGGAUACAGAUGGUGUCGAUCGACAGCACACUAGCAUCGGUCGACACCCAUGUUUUCCCGAUACAGAUUGGUCGUAUGAUGGUGAUUUAGCUGCUGUGGUUAACUCCAAUCAACCCUGGUACGCUGAUAUUGCCAAUUAUCUUGCUGUAGAGAUAGAACCAGAGAAGUUCACUGGCUAUAACAAGAAGAGGUUAAUGAGAGAGCUUAGAAGAUACUAUUGGGAUGAACCUUACUUAUAUAAGCAUUGCAGUGAUGGGGUUUACAGAAGAUGUUUAGCAGAGAUUGAGGUACCUGACGUUUUGUUUCAUUGUCAUGGAUCUGACUAUGCAGGACAUUUUGCUACAUUCAAAACAGUGUCCAAGGUUCUCCAAGCAGGCUUUUGGUUGCCAACGAUGUUCAAAGACGCUCAUGAGUUUGUCUCAAGAUGCGAUGCUUGUAAGCGGAAAGGUCAAAUCAGUAAACGGAAUGAGAUGCCACAAAACUUCAUUCUUGAAGUUGAAGUGUUUGAUUGCUGGGGUAUUGACUUCAUGGGACCAUUUCCAUCUUCUUAUAUGAACAGCUACAUCUUGGUUGUUGUUGAUUAUGUCUCAAAGUGGGUUGCAGCGAUCGCCUGUCCGAAGAAUGAUUCUGCUGUGGUUCUUAAGUUGUUUAAGACCAUCAUCUUUCCAAGGUUUGGAGUGCCUCGAAUUGUUAUCAGUGAUGGAGGUAAUUACUUUAUCAAUAAAUCAUUUGACAAGCUGCUGAAAAAGUAUGGGGUUCAGCAUAGAGUGGCUACUCCAUAUCACCUUCAGACUAGUGGUCAAAAAGAUGCAAAGCCUAGACUUUUGAGAUGGAUUCUUCUUCUUCAAGAAAUUGACAUUGAAGUGAAGGUUAAGAAGGGAAUUGAGAAUGGUGUUGCUGAUCACUUGUCCAGGAUUAGAAUUGAUGAUGAUGUCCCAAUACAUGAUUAUUGGUCGUAUGAUGGUGAUUUAGCUGCUGUGGUUAACUCCAAUCAACCCUGGUACGCUGAUAUUGCCAAUUAUCUUGCUGCAGAGGUAGAACCAGAGAAGUUCACUGGCUAUAACAAGAAGAGGUUAAUGAGAGAGCUUAGAAGAUACUAUUGGGAUGAACCUUACUUAUAUAAGCAUUGCAGUGAUGGGGUUUACAGAAGAUGUUUAGCAGAGAUUGAGGUACCUGACGUUUUAUGCGAUGCUUGUCAGCGGAAAGGUCAAAUCAGUAAACGGAAUGAGAUGCCACAAAACUUCAUUCUUGAAGUUGAAGUGUUUGAUUGCUGGGGUAUUGACUUCAUGGGACCAUUUCCAUCUUCUUAUAUGAACAGCUACAUCUUGGUUGUUGUUGAUUAUGUCUCAAAGUGGGUUGCAGCGAUCGCCUGUCCGAAGAAUGAUUCUGCUGUGGUUCUUAAGCUGUUUAAGACCAUCAUCUUUCCAAGGUUUGGAGUGCCUCGAAUUGUUAUCAGUGAUGGAGGUAAUUACUUUAUCAAUAAAUCAUUUGACAAGCUGCUGAAAAAGUAUGGGGUUCAGCAUAGAGUGGCUACUCCAUAUCACCUUCAGACUAGUGGUCAAGUAGAGGUUUCCAACAGACAGAUUAAGGAGAUUCUUGAAAAGACAGUUGGUGUUACAAGGAAGGAUUGGGCUAUGAAGCUUGAUGAUUCACUUUGGGCAUAUAGAACUGCUUAUAAAACACCACUUGGCACCACACCUUUUCAUCUGAUUUAUGGGAAAGCAUGUCAUCUUCCAAUGGAGUUAGAGCACAAGGCAGCCUGGGCAGUUAAGUUGAUGAAUUUUGAUGCCAAGACAGCUUCAGAGAGAAGGUUAGUGCAGUUGAAUGAGUUGGAUGAGCUGCGAUUUCAUGCAUAUGAGAAUUCCAAGCUGUACAAGGAGAUAAUUAAGGCUUAUCAUGAUAAGAAGAUCAUCUCCAGACAUUUUGAUUUGGAUGGCUAUUCCAGGUUCUUUCAAAUUCCAAUUCAUCCUGAUGAUCAAGAGAAGACCACUUUCACUUGCCCAUAUGGUACCUUUGCUUACCGAAGAAUGCCUUUUGGUCUCUGUAAUGCUCCUGCGACAUUUCAAAGAUGUAUGAUUUCUAUCUUUACUGAUAUGAUUGAAGACUUUAUGGAGGUAUUCAUGGAUGAUUUUUCAGUUUAUGGGUCUUCAUUCAAGAACUGUUUAGACAACUUAUGCAAGGUGCUAGCAAGGUGUGAAGAGAAGCAUCUGGUGCUUAAUUGGGAAAAAUGUCAUUUUAUGGUUAGAGAUGGCAUAGUGCUUGGCCACAGGGUUUCAGAAGCUGGAAUAGAGGUUGACCGCGCCAAGAUAGAGGUGAUGACAGGUCUUCAAAUGUCAAAGAAUGUGAAGGCAGUGAGGAGUUUUCUUGGGCAUGCAGGGUUCUAUAGGCGAUUCCUUAAGGAUUUCAGCAAGAUAGCUAGACCACUUUCUGCUUUGUUGUGCAAAGAUGUCAAGUUUGAAUUCACUGAUGAAUGCAGAAUAGCUUUUGAAAGGAUUAAGCAAGAGCUUGUGAGUGCUCCUAUUGUUCAGCCACCAGAUUGGGCUCUACCAUUUGAGGUUAUGUGUGAUGUUAGUGAUUUUGCAGUGGGAGCAGUGCUGGGACAAAGAAGAGACAAGAAGCUGCAUGUGAUCUACUAUGCAAAUGGCUAUUCCAGGUUCUUUCAAAUUCCAAUUCAUCCUGAUGAUCAAGAGAAGACCACUUUCACUUGCCCAUAUGGUACCUUUGCUUACCGAAGAAUGCCUUUUGGUCUCUGUAAUGCUCCUGCGACAUUUCAAAGAUGUAUGAUUUCUAUCUUUACUGAUAUGAUUGAAGACUUUAUGGAGGUAUUCAUGGAUGAUUUUUCAGUUUAUGGGUCUUCAUUCAAGAACUGUUUAGACAACUUAUGCAAGGUGCUAGCAAGGUGUGAAGAGAAGCAUCUGGUGCUUAAUUGGGAAAAAUGUCAUUUUAUGGUUAGAGAUGGCAUAGUGCUUGGCCACAGGGUUUCAGAAGCUGGAAUAGAGGUUGACCGCGCCAAGAUAGAGGUGAUGACAGGUCUUCAAAUGUCAAAGAAUGUGAAGGCAGUGAGGAGUUUUCUUGGGCAUGCAGGGUUCUAUAGGCGAUUCCUUAAGGAUUUCAGCAAGAUAGCUAGACCACUUUCUGCUUUGUUGUGCAAAGAUGUCAAGUUUGAAUUCACUGAUGAAUGCAGAAUAGCUUUUGAAAGGAUUAAGCAAGAGCUUGUGAGUGCUCCUAUUGUUCAGCCACCAGAUUGGGCUAUACCAUUUGAGGUUAUGUGUGAUGUUAGUGAUUUUGCAGUGGGAGCAGUGCUGGGACAAAGAAGAGACAAGAAGCUGCAUGCGAUCUACUAUGCAAGCAGAACACUUGAUGAUGCACAAAGAAAUUAUGCAACAACAGAGAAAGAGUUGUUGGCAGUUGUGUUUGCUUUUGAAAAAUUCCGGUCUUAUCUAUUUGGUUCAAAAGUCAUUGUUCAUACUGAUCAUGCUGCUUUAAAGUAUUUGAUGCAGAAGAAAGAUGCAAAGCCUAGACUUUUGAGAUGGAUUCUUCUUCUUCAAGAAAUUGACAUUGAAGUGAAGGAUAAGAAGGGAAUUGAGAAUGGUGUUGCUGAUCACUUGUCCAGGAUUAGAAUUGAUGAUGAUGUCCCAAUACAUGAUUGUUUACUUGAAGAACACGUCUAUUUUGUGGAUAUAGGGUUUCAGACUGAUGAAACAAAGAGUCUGUUCUCGGAUACAGAUGGUGUCGAUCGACAGCACACUAGCAUCGGUCGACACCCAUGUUUUCCCGAUACAGAUUGGUCGUAUGAUGGUGAUUUAGCUGCUGUGGUUAACUCCAAUCAACCCUGGUACGCUGAUAUUGCCAAUUAUCUUGCUGUAGAGGUAGAACCAGAGAAGUUCACUGGCUAUAACAAGAAGAGGUUAAUGAGAGAGCUUAGAAGAUACUAUUGGGAUGAACCUUACUUAUAUAAGCAUUGCAGUGAUGGGGUUUACAGAAGAUGUUUAGCAGAGAUUGAGGUACCUGACGUUUUGUUUCAUUGUCAUGGAUCUGACUAUGCAGGACAUUUUGCUACAUUCAAAACAGUGUCCAAGGUUCUCCAAGCAGGCUUUUGGUGGCCAACGAUGUUCAAAGACGCUCAUGAGUUUGUCUCAAGAUGCGAUGCUUGUCAGCGGAAAGGUCAAAUCAGUAAACGGAAUGAGAUGCCACAAAACUUCAUUCUUGAAGUUGAAGUGUUUGAUUGCUGGGGUAUUGACUUCAUGGGACCAUUUCCAUCUUCUUAUAUGAACAGCUACAUCCUGGUUGUUGUUGAUUAUGUCUCAAAGUGGGUUGCAGCGAUCGCCUGUCCGAAGAAUGAUUCUGCUGUGGUUCUUAAGCUGUUUAAGACCAUCAUCUUUCCAAGGUUUGGAGUGCCUCGAAUUGUUAUCAGUGAUGGAGGUAAUUACUUUAUCAAUAAAUCAUUUGACAAGCUGCUGAAAAAGUAUGGGGUUCAGCAUAGAGUGGCUACUCCAUAUCACCUUCAGACUAGUGGUCAAGUAGAGGUUUCCAACAGACAGAUUAAGGAGAUUCUUGAAAAGACAGUUGGUGUUACAAGGAAGGAUUGGGCUAUGAAGCUUGAUGAUUCACUUUGGGCAUAUAGAACUGCUUAUAAAACACCACUUGGCACCACACCUUUUCAUCUGAUUUAUGGGAAAGCAUGUCAUCUUCCAAUGGAGUUAGAGCACAAGGCAGCCUGGGCAGUACUUCUUUACAAUUCUCGUUUGAAGCUAUUCCCAGGUUAA